This is a messenger RNA of Bipolaris zeicola 26-R-13, 1107 nucleotides long. RefSeq lists its product as uncharacterized. The record is from RefSeq and is a predicted model, not a curated record. Bases 1 to 1107 code for a protein of 368 amino acids. Lineage: Eukaryota; Fungi; Ascomycota; Dothideomycetes; Pleosporales; Pleosporaceae. The transcript has a single exon.
AUGGCGAAACUGCCUAAGCCUCCCAAGUCGUUUCCUAUAAAAUCCACCAUACCGACGAAGCCUGCCGCAGCACUGCCCAGGCGAAUUCCCCGAACGCAGCCGACGGCUGAGCAUCUGCUACGAGUACCCGAGAACCAGACACCCGAACAAGCAGCGAAGAGAGUAUGGGCGGCACGACCAAGGCUAUCUGAUCUCCAGCGGCUGUCGGAUGAAGAGUUGAGGUCGGCACAGCACCAGGCCAAGCUACGACAAUGGAGACAAUGGCCCAUGUUCGGCAUUGGCCUGAUCGCAUUCGGAAUGGGCACAUACGCAACAAUGCUCUGGACAUCGCUGACUCAUGAGGCCGAAUCGAAAGACCUACCGGCGGAUCUUUCUGAUCGGUUUGACAAGGAGGCUGAGGGAUACGACGAGAAAGUGGAUACAUCGGAGAUGCUACUCUUCCUAACUCGGAAGCGCAAGAAGCUCACGGCCAUGGCAAAGGGACACGUGUUGGAGGUGGCCGUGGGUACAGGCAGGAACAUACCCUAUUACAAGACGAAGCAAUGCGCAACGGUAACGCUGCUGGACUCGAGUGGGCCUAUGCUAGAGGUUGCGAGGCGGAAAUGGAACGACACGCACAAGGAGUACUUUAGCCGCGUCUUUUUUAAGCAUCAGUCAGCCAUUGAUCCAAUAACGCCUCCGUACGGCGCACAAGAUGGAUACGACACGGUUUUGCAGACGAUGGGGUUAUGUUCGACGCCGGAGCCCGUCAAGCUACUGCAGAAUCUAGAAGCGUCGACUAAUGAGGAUGGGCAGAUACUGCUUCUGGAGCAUGGAAAGUCGCAUUACGAGUGGCUCAACAAGAUGCUAGAUAAGACGGCCCCCGCACAUGCCGAUGAGCAUGGUUGCUGGUGGAACAAGGACAUUGGCAAGAUUGUCGAGGAGAGCGGGUUGGAGGUUGUCGAGAUGAAGCGCUACAACUUUGGCACGACGUGGUGGCUCCAAUUGAAGCCGAGAAAAGGCAUACGGCAGAAGCGGACUACGGCAGGUUCAGGUGAGCAGCCGGGGACUGCGCAGACCGGGCCGGCAGUUGUUGAACACAAGCCAUGGUGGUGGUUGUGGAGUUGA